Equus caballus (horse) is the source of this 7106-nucleotide messenger RNA. The record is from RefSeq and is a predicted model, not a curated record. Lineage: Eukaryota; Metazoa; Chordata; Mammalia; Perissodactyla; Equidae.
AAACAACAGAUAAGUCAGGGAGGGGACAGAGCGGCUCUGGGCACGCCUCAGAGAGGAGUGAGGCGCUGGUGGGCUGGCGUGGGGACAGAUAAAACCCGAGGCGAGGAGCGGCUCCAGAGUCUAACCCUCCCAGGUCCAGAGAGCUUCGGGGACUCGUCCGGGCCACAAAGCGAGGCCUUCACAGUCGUGGCCCUGCUGUCUGUGAGCCCGGGCCCCAUGUGGCAGCACCCCACGUGCUUGUCCCCUCCGCCUCUUUCCCUUCCCGGGACGCCACCAGUGAAUGCCGCCCAUGCCGGCAGGUCGAGCACCGAGCUGCGCAAGGAGAAGUCCCGGGAUGCGGCCCGCAGCCGGCGCAGCCAGGAGACCGAGGUGCUGUACCAGCUGGCGCACACGCUGCCCUUCGCGCGCGGGGUCAGCGCCCACCUGGACAAGGCCUCCAUCAUGCGCCUCACCAUCAGCUACCUGCGCAUGCACCGCCUCUGCGCCGCAGGGGAGUGGAACCAGGUGGCAGCAGGGGGCGGACCGCUGGAUGCCUGCUACCUGAAGGCCCUGGAGGGUUUCGUCAUGGUGCUCACCGCCGAGGGAGACAUGGCUUACCUGUCGGAGAAUGUCAGCAAACACUUGGGCCUCAGUCAGCUGGAGCUCAUCGGACACAGCAUCUUUGAUUUCAUCCAUCCCUGUGACCAAGAGGAGCUGCAGGACGCCCUGACCCCACGGCACAGCCUCUCCAAAAAGAAGCCGGAGGCCCCCACGGAGCGGUGCUUCUCCUUGCGCAUGAAGAGCACCCUCACCAGCCGCGGGCGCACCCUCAACCUCAAAGCGGCCACCUGGAAGGUGCUACACUGCUCUGGACACAUGAGGGCCUACAAGCCCCCUGCACAGACUUCUCCAGCUGGGAGCCCCACCCUGGAGCCCCCCUUGCAAUGCCUGGUGCUCAUCUGUGAAGCCAUCCCUCACCCGGGCAGCCUGGAGCCCCCGCUGGGCCGGGGGGCCUUCCUCAGCCGCCACAGCCUGGACAUGAAGUUCACCUACUGCGACGAGAGGAUCGCGGAGGUUGCCGGCUACAGCCCCGAUGACCUGAUUGGCUGUUCCGCCUACGAGUACAUCCAUGCGCUGGACUCCGACGCAGUGGGUCAGAGCAUCCACACCCUGCUGAGCAAGGGCCAGGCAGUGACGGGGCAGUAUCGCUUCCUGGCCCGGAGUGGUGGCUACCUGUGGACCCAGACCCAGGCCACAGUGGUGUCGGGGGGCCGGGGCCCCCAGUCGGAGAGUAUUGUCUGUGUCCACUUCCUGAUCAGCCGGGUGGAAGAGACCGAAGUGGUGCUGUCUUUGGAGCAAACGGAGCGACACUCUCGCAGACCCGUUCAGCGGGGUAUCCCCUCUCAGGACGGCCCUAAUCUUGGGGACAGCCUUGACGCCUCUGGUCCCCGGAUCCUGGCCUUCCUGCACCCCCCUUCCCUGAGCGAGGCCGCCCUGGCCGCCGACCCCCGCCGUUUCUGUAGCCCUGACCUCUGUCGCCUCCUGGCACCGAUCCUGGAUGGGACUUCAGCUGCCGCCACCCCCAGCGCACCCCCGGCCGCACGGCGCCCCCAGAGCCCUCUUCCAGCUGAUCUCCCAGAUGAACUACUUGUGGAUGUGGAGAAUGCACACAAAGUCUUUGCCUCCGGGAAAGACCUUGAGGCAGUGGAGACAGAUCUGGAUAUAGCUCAGGGCCCUGGCCCAGAGCUCAGAGGACGAGGCCGAGGGGAUGGAGCUGCUGGGAGUGAGACCCCCAAAACGAUCCCCCAGCCCAGAUCCCGAAAACUUCCUGCUGCCUCCCCUCAGCCUGAGUUUCCUUCUGACAGGAGGACCGGCCCCAGGGAGCCAGCAGGACCCCAGCACCCAUCUCCUGGAGCUGAAUGAGCCCCUGGGUGAGUAGCAAUCUGGGUUUCCAGAGGCUCUGGUCCCUCUCUCCCCUGGGAGGUACCUCGGAUGGUUGAGAGAGGAGUGGAACAAUCCUGAAGGUGGUGGGGGAUUGUCAGUGCCCGGAGGUGACCUUGGUGGGAAGAGGCUGCCCGUCUCUCCUCUCAGGGGCACUGUAGUGGAAAAGAGAGACUCCAAGGGAGGCAGGGGCUAGCCAAAGCUGCCCCUUGGGGUGGAAGCCAAGCCUUGGCAUCUGAUUGCGCUCUGGAGCCUGAACCAAUUGGGAGUCAGUCCUGCCAGGGUCAUUCCCAGCUGCGUGGCUUAGCCAGCUAGCUUCUGCUUCUGGAGCCUCAGUUUCCCCCUCUGUCGACUGGGGCCUGGGUAAUAGCUCUUACCUUAAGGAGAUGUUUUGAGGACUCAUGGAGAUGCUGCACAGGCAGAGCUUAGCUUAAGAUGUGGCUUGUCAUAAACAACCAAUGUCCGUGCUUGUGGCGAUGUCGGUUCCACGGCCCCUCCAGAGGGCGCGAGGCAAGUGGCCGUGCUUGUUGGCGUUCUUCUCAUCAUCUGCAGCACAGCUGUCCGUAGCCAUAGCUCCCCUUGAAACCUCCAGGCGUCAACCAGAGGGGUCUCUCCAAAGCUCAAAUCUGACCCUGGUCUUCGUCUGCUCAAAACUCUGCCAUGGCUCCCUAGGGCCCUUCGGAGAAAGAUCAAGCUCCUCACCUUGGACUCAAGUCUCUGCAGGGCCUGACCACUGCCUUAUCUCAGAUCACACGGCUUCACACCCUGUUUCAGCCACAGUCACUGCCUUUUGAUUCAUUCUUUCCUUCAUCCGUGUAGCAAAUAUGUAUUGAACACGCAGUGAGUGCCAGGCACGGAGCUAGGAGCUGGAGACACAACUGUGAACAAAACAUAGAAAUCCUCGCCCUCGUGAAGCUGACAUUUUAGCGAGGGAGACAGGCCGGAACAGAGAAACGAACAAAAUAAAGAGUGCCAGAGAGGAAAAUCAGUGCUGCCAGGGGGAAAAUAAUGUGUGCAAAGGAAAAAGGAGCUCUGGGAUUGGGGAUUUCAGUUUUAAAGAGUAUGACCAGGGGUGGUUUCAUUGAAAAGGUGACAUUUGAGCAAAGACCGGAAGGAAGUGGGGGAGUGAGUCGUGACAGUUUUUGGGGGAAGAGCAUACCAGGCAGAGGGAACAGCGAGUUCAGAGGUCCUGAGGUGGGAGCAUAUCUGUCUUAUUUUGGGGAAAAACAAGGCCAGUGUGGCUGAAGCAGAGAGAAGAGGGGUGAGAGGUGAGGGGCAGACUGCAUAGGGCCUCUGUAGGGCAUUGUGGUGAUUUCAAAGUCAUCUUGCUUGAGGAGGCUCCCUCAGGACCUUUGCAUAUGCUGAUCCCUCUGCCUGGAAUGCUUUUCCCUCUAUUCUUUGCCUAAUUACUGCAUCCUUUAGAUCUCAGAUCAAAUACUACUCCUUCCUUGAAGCCCUCCCUAACUUCCUAAGCUGCUGGCUCAUAACACUCAUCACAGUCCAUAUUCACAUACGUAUUUGUGUCACUGGCUCAAGACAGAUUUUGGCCGUCUUCUCCCUGUGGGUGUGAGCCCUGUGAGGGCAGGGGCCAGGCCUGUCUUGGUCACGGCUGUCCUCUACUGUGAGGCUGGGCACAGUGCAGGUCCUCAGUACAUAUUUGUAAAUGAAGAGCUAACAUUUAUCUAGUACUUACUCUGUGCCAAGCUUUGUGUCAAAUGUGUUAUGUCCGUGACCUAACUGAUCCCGUCACUGGAAGGUCAGCCCCACGAGGGCAGGGAGUCUCAUCUGUCCCGUUCACUGCCGUGUCCCCAGUGCCUGGCACACAGAAUGCGUGAAUUCUCAUAAAUGAGGUGGGUAUAAGUACCCCUGUUUUCCAGCUCAUGUACUGAGCGCUCACAGUACCAGUUAUUGUUCAAAGUACUCUACAUGGAUUCCCUCAUCGACUCCACAUAACAGCCCUGGGAGGGAGGUACUGUUGUUAGCCCAUUUUACAGGUGAGGUCACCAAGGCACAGAGAGGUGAAGUCACCUGCCCCAGGUUACACAGCAAGUAAAUAGCAGAGCCUGGAUUCCAACUCAGGCAGCAUCUGCUCCAGGAUUCUUACCUCUUGCCUUAAACACCCUGGACACCUGAGGUGCAGAGAACAGAACUCGCCUGGGAUUUCACUGCUAUUUGAAUCCCGGCCUGCUGGCCUCACCACCCCCGCUUUUAACUGUCAGGAAGGGAAGACAAGUUGGGGUGAUCGUUCUCCCCUGGUUUACCUUCCAUCUCCCCCCACAGGCCUGGGCCCCUCUCUGCUCUCUCUCUACCAGGAUGAGGACACCGCCCAGCCCAGGAGCCACUUCCAGCCAGCGGCAGGUUUGGCCCAGGCCGACUGAGCCAGCCCCUCCUCCCAUCGCCCUCCUCCUCCCCAGAAAGGACCUCAACCACACUCCAAGCCGGCAGCCAACGCACAGGAUGGGGGCGCCAGGAGGGGGCUGCCCUCUCUGCUCUCAGUGGCCCUCGCCCGCCUCGGGCCUACCUCAGCCCCCACCCCUCUGCCCCCGCCCGUCUGGGGGCUCUCUGGGGUGGUCUCAGCUCAGUGACCUCUGGGAGGGGGUCCCUGGCCUCCUCCUUCUGCUCUCAGGACGUCCCUUGGGGUUCUCCGUACUGGUUACCUCAUCCCUUUCUCCAGCUCUCUUGGCUUUACUUUGGGUAAUUAGGGAUGGGGGAGGUUGGGGUUCAGAUCUGUGUUUCUGGGCUCUGGGGAGUACUGACAACCAUAAUCACAUUUCUUUCCAUCCAUCUUUCUUUUACUAUUAUUUUUAUUUUUGUUGUGUUCAUGAUAAGUUUUUCAUUGCUAUGAAUUGCCUAGGGUCCAUAAGAACGUGGUGCUCUGAUCUUCCCCUGCCCUCAGGUGUCAAUGGUGGGGGGCCUCUGGGCUAGACCGCACCCCCAGCGACUUCUCAUUGAGCCCUCAGCCUCCCAAGCAACUACCCAGCUCUGCCUACCUGCUCCGCUCUGGACUUCUGCUUCCCCUAGCCUCGCCUGGACACUGACUUCAUUCGUGGUCUUCCUGUUCCAGGUGUAGCCUCCAACCUCCUCUUCUUCCAGACCACACGACCCCCAACCUUCUCCAGUUCUAGACCACACAACUUCUGACCCUCUCCGGUUCUAGACCACACGACCCCCAACCUUCUCCAGUUCUAGACCACACAACUUCUGACCCUCUCCGGUUCUAGACCACAUGACCUCCAACCCCCUCUGGUUCUAGACUCUGCUUCUGACCACCUCUGGUUCUAGACCUGAGGACCUCCAGCCUUUUCUUGUUCUAGACCAUACAAUUUCUGGCCCCCCUCUGGUUCUAGAGUACACUGCUUGAGACCUUCUCUGGUUCUAGACCAUGCAACCUCCAGUCUUCUCUGGCUCUAGACUGCACAGCCUCCAAUGUGGUCUGUUUUAGACAUUGCAUCCUCUAAACUCCUCUGAUUCCAGAUCUUUCAAUCUUCAGCUCUCUCCUGUUCCAGACCUUUCAACUCCCUCAGGUUCCAGAGCCUACAAGCACGAGAGUCCUCUGGUUCUAGAACUUACUCUCUGGCUUUCUCUGGUUCUAGACCUCUCCCUGUAAAUCUCCCUUGUGCUAGAUGUCACGUGCUCCAACUCCUGCUGAUUCCAGAUCUUACCACCAACGAUCUCCUCUGAUUCUGCACCCCACAACCCCAAGCUUUGUGUUGGUUCUAGUCUUCCUGAUGUGUAAUACAUUUUUUUCUAUAUUCAGACUUCCUAAUUUCUAAAUAAUUUGGUUCUAAACCUCAUCAUGCCCAGCUCGUUCCUUUUCAGCGUGCCACACUCAAGCUUGCUUUUCCCAUCAAAAAGAAGUAAAAUGAGUUUUAUGUCUUGAUCUGAUAACCAGUGUUUCCAGAACCAGAUACCAUGCUCCAGUUCUCUUUUGCUUUAGACUUCAUGACCUCUACCAUUCACUGGUUCUAGACUACAUAACCGUUAGACCUUGCAAUUUCUAGGACCCUCUGAUUCCAGAUCUGAUGUUCUCCUUUUUUUCCUCUGGUUAUAGAACUUGGCCUCAAAUGUCUUCUGAUCCCAUACCUCAUCCUAUAAAUUCCUUUGGUUCUAAACCUCACAAUCUUCAAUUCCCCCUCACUCCAGAUCUUGACUCCAAAUUACCCUGGGUCUAGAACUCAGCCUUCAAACACCUUCUGAUUAUAGACUUUGCCUUAUAAAUUUCUCUGGUUCUAGACCUUACAACUUCCAACUCCUGAUUCUAGAUCUUACAACUCCAAAAUCCCUCUGGUUCUAGAACUUGGCUUCACUUUUUCAAACUCUAGUCCUUACUCUAUAGAUUCCUCUGGUUCUAGACCUCACAGCCUCCAGCUGCCUCUGAUUUCAGAUCCAAAUUCUUUUGGUUCUAGAAUGCACCCUCCAAAUGCUUCCGAUUCUAGAAUCUGGACCUCGUCCUGUAGAUUCCUCAGGUUCCAAAUCUUAUGACCUCUGACUCCCUGAUUCCGGACCCCCCCCUCCUAACUCUAUUCUGGGCUUCUCACCCUACUCCCCUCGCCCCAAUUCCUACUCUCUGUCUUAAGUCUUCCCAUUUGAAAUCCCUGCCCUCCCGGUUCCUUUGCUAAUGGACUUCAUGCUCAAGCCUCUCUAUUCUCAAUCUUACAUCCCUAACAUUUCUCUGUCCUAGAACCACCCCCAUCUCAGCCCUCCAGAUGUGCACUUACCUUUACUUUACCCCAGGUAUCUGGGGACCUGGGGCUCCCUUGCAAUCCAGGAGACUUCCCCAGCCGCACAGGUACACGCACAGCCCUAUAUGCAUAUCAUGGGGUGGGAGAGAGGCCAGGACUCCUCAGUACCCUGCCACCACCUAUGAGUCCCCCUUACCCCCCAACCCUCUUUCUACGAUGGUGCUACUCUUGGUCUCCCACGGAAAAGGCCUCCCUCUCUCAGCCCAAUUCACCCCCUUUCUGGAAGGCACGUCUCACUCUGUUUCGUCAGGGGAUGGCCUGUCCAGAUUGGUGCUAUGGGGGGAGAAGGGUCUGACCCCUCCCUCCCUCAGGGGGUCACCUGAGCCCUCAGUGGAGGGAACUGUGCUAGGCUGGGGGAGGGGAAGGGACUGGAUCAGCCACGCUGGCUCUGAAACCCACUAAUCUCUGUACCACCAUAAAGACCUCGCCUUGGUGGGCACCAGA